GUUUGUUUAAAUAUGGCGGAAAAUGUUAAACUUUGUUCAUGCAUGUGAUCGUGAAUUUGGUUUUCUUUGGAGGAACAAACUAUAGAACAUGGUGUUAGAAUCAAAGACCCAGAAGAUUUAUAGGGACCCGUUUGCAGUUAAACCUUUACCAAAAGCACAUUAUCAUCCAAGUAAACACAAGUAUCUCUCCAAAAGUCAGAGAAAGACAGCUUUGGGUAGCCCAUUAAAGCAGAACGAUAAAGAAGACAACCAAACCAGUGCUGAGGAUGAAGUGUUUCUCAAGGGAGGUAACCGAUACCUCACUAAAACCCCUCCUCCUGAUGAUAAUGCUUCCUCAAAGUUUGAUGAAUCCUGGCCGAGCAGCGAGAGGCCUUCUUCUGUGGGUCUGACAGGCACAGAUGAUAGAAGUCCAUAUUCACUUCACAAAAUGUUAGAUUUAUAUGGGAAGAGAACGGAAGAUUACUCUGAUGUCAAACAGACCCUGUCAUUCACAGAGACAGAUUUAAAGGGUCCCCCAGGAGAAAGGACAUCCACACUUCAGAGGUAUGUAGAGAGAUUUCGGAGAGGAGAACCUAUGAGUAGAGAGGAAAGAGAGAGACAAACUGCAGCCAGCUCUAAGGACUUCUGGUGGAUUGACCCAUCAAAGACGGAGAAUGAUGAUAUAAAGAGACCCACUGUCAAAAAAGUGGUUGCGGGGUCCCCUUCUGACAAACUUACACAGCAGCUACAGGAAAGGGCAGACAGAUUACUGGAAAGAAGUGUUAGCACUGUUGCCUCGUCAGAGCCAAUUGUUAGUACAGACGGACUUGGGAGUUCUUAUGAUGGAACCAUUUCCAGUUUUGAAGAGCAACCUUACCGUCCAGCAUUUGCUAAAAAUUUUGAUGCUGGUCCCCCUAGAACACAAUACCAGGGAUUGAAUCGGGAACCAGCUGCCUAUUCCUAUCACACUGAUACGGGACCCAUUUUCCCACGUCCAACAAAACCUGUUCGACCAGAAGAUGACAUUCUGCAUCAGUGGAGAGUAAAACGUCGACUUGAGUCUGCUCGAGACAAGGCAGACAAAGCUCCAGCCAAUCAAAACACAUUCGGGUUUCUGUCUAAUCACCCUGAUGAGGAGGAAGUAAAGACAAAGUUAUCAGAAUUCAAAGAAAGACUGUCAGGGAAGAGGCCCCCUACAGAGCCCUGGCGAGUCCAUGGCGCUGUUCAGUUCACUCCUAAACCUGUGCCAAGUCCAGACUUUGCUGUUGAUCAUGGCUCUGAGUAUCAGCCAAAGCUGGAGCAGAAAGAGGGUAAUGAUUUGCCUCCAAUAGCAAGUCCCACCCUAGGGAGGCGUGGGAAACAGACAGGAGUGGAACCUCAUUUACAUCUUAUGUGUGACCUACUUCCAUGUCAGCACUCUCAACAGUAUAUAGAUAAAACACCAAGGUCACUGACAACAGAAAAGUUAAAACAGGAGGAGAGACAAACAAAAAUAUGUCAAAGUUCAAGGUCAGAUGAUAACGAAUGUAAAGGUGAAUCUGAUUCUUCUGAACUUGAAGACAGGACAGGGAGGUAUAAAUACUUAGAAGCAGAGAGACCUGAUGUGGAAGCAACAAAACCCAAAAGUAUGGAAAGUGAAAGUGAAAAUAGAACUAAAGAAAGUGCAUGUGGCAUUCAAAAGCGAAAGAAAAACCAAGACAUCAAACAUGUGAAGUCUGAUAUAAAACAUUCAAGUGAAAGCGGGACACAGGAGAAGGAUAGUGCUGAAGGAGAAGAAAGCAUUCCCAGACCAAGAGAGUGCCAUAGUCCUUCUAUGAAGAGAUCUGAGAGUGUUAACACCGCUGUAGGACAGGUGAUCAAGGACCGAUUAUUCACAUCAUCACUGAGCACAGUGAUGGACAGUGUAGACAGUAGUAUGCUAGAUCAAAACAGACAGAGUGUAGAGAUCACAGAGUCCACCAGGCUAUCUCAUCCAGAGUUAUCUCCUCCUGAUCCUAAACCACCCUCAGGAUUGUCUGCCCCUGAUUCCAGAAUGAAAGAUAAACAUCCAACAGAGACAAGGAGAGAGAGAAAGGUGAAGACAAAAUCCGUCCAAAAGGAGGCAGAGAGGGGGCAGAAUUUGGCAGAGUUAGAGAAUGAGGAGAGUUAUGAAUCAGAUGGGGAAUUCCCAGACGAUCGGCUGUUACAGAUUCUGCGUGCUCAGCGCUCACAAUUUGAAGAACAGCUUGAGCACAUUGACAAGCUUCUUCAAAAGUUAUCUCCCCUGUCUUGAUGUUUACAUGUAGAAUAAUUUUGUGUAUAUUAUGAUUCGUUAUUAUUAAAUUAUUAUAUAUAGUGUCUCAUCCUAA
Messenger RNA from Saccostrea echinata, 2327 nucleotides. RefSeq lists its product as uncharacterized. Lineage: Eukaryota; Metazoa; Mollusca; Bivalvia; Ostreida; Ostreidae. Bases 89 to 2251 code for a protein of 720 amino acids. The transcript is spliced from 13 exons. The record is from RefSeq and is a predicted model, not a curated record.